Messenger RNA from Striga asiatica, 2360 nucleotides. The record is from the annotation of a GenBank genome assembly. Lineage: Eukaryota; Viridiplantae; Streptophyta; Magnoliopsida; Lamiales; Orobanchaceae.
UACAUUUCCGAAGUUUCCUCAUAAAUAAUUGAACUGAAAACUAAGAGGAGAGAGAGAGCAGGUACUGAAAAUCAAUGGAGGAGCAGAUUGUGCACAAGCAGGUGAAGGUGAACGGCAUUGAUAUGCACGUGGCCGAGCUGGGCGGCGGCGAUGCGGCCAUCCUCUUCAUCCACGGCUUCCCGGAGCUCUGGUACUCGUGGCGCCACCAGAUGCGCCACCUCUCCACCAAGGGCUACCGCACCAUUGCUCCCGACCUCCGCGGAUAUGGCGAUACCAAAGGCGCCCCGCCGUUCGCCGCCGCCUAUACUGUGCUCCACGUGGUGGGGGACUUGGUGGCCCUGCUGGACGAGCUUGGGAUGGAGAAGGUGUUCCUGGUGGGCCACGACUGGGGCGCCAUCAUCGCCUGGUGGUUCUGCUUGCUCAGGCCCGACAGAGUCAAAGCCUUGGUCAACAGCAGCGUCAUCUUCCAGCCCAGAAACCCCCUGCUCAAGACUAUACAGGGCUACAGACAGGCUUUUGGAGACGGCUUCUACAUGUGCAGAUUCCAGGAAGCAGGGCAAGCAGAGGCAGCAUUUGCAUCCACCGACACCGCAAAUGUAAUAACAACUUUUCUGUGUAUGCGUAACCCAAAACCAUUGGCUAUACCCCCUGAGGUGGAUAUGGGUUUAUUGUUCAAAGCUCCACCACCGCCUUUGCCAUCGUGGCUCACUCACCAAGAUAUCGAUUAUUACGCCUCUAAGUUUGAAAAAACCGGCUUCACCGGUGGACUUAACUACUACCGAGCUAUGGACUUGAGUUGGGAGCUGACAGCGCCAUGGACAGGAGCUCAAGUUCAAGUGCCGGUCAAGUUCUUGGUGGGUGACCUCGACCUGGCGUACCAUUUUCCGGGCGUCAAGGACUUCAUUGAGAGUGGUGGCUUCAAGAAAUUUGUUCCACUUCUCGAACAAGUUGUGAUUUUGAAAUCGAGAAGAGAAAUGGAGGAGGAGCAAAAGAUUAGGCACAAGAAGGUGAAGGUUAACGGCAUCGAUAUGCACGUGGCCGAGCUGGGCGGCGGUGGGCCGGCGUCUGGGGCCAUCCUGUUCCUCCACGGCUUCCCGGAGCUUUGGUACUCGUGGCGCCACCAGAUGCGCCACCUCUCCGCCAGGGGCUACCGCACCAUCGCCCCCGACCUCCGCGGAUAUGGCGACACCGAAGGCGCCCCGCCAUCCGCCGCCGCCUACACUGUGCUUCACGUGGUGGGGGACCUGGUGGCCCUGCUGGACGCGCUUGGGCUGGAGAAGGUGUUUCUGGUGGGCCACGACUGGGGCGCCAACAUCGCCUGGUGGUUCUGCCUGCUGAGGCCCGAUAGGGUCAAAGCUUUGGUCAACAGCAGCGUAGUUUUCCGGCCAAGAAAUCCACUGCUCAGUUCUGUAGAGAACUACAGAAACGUGCUUGGGGACAGCUUCUACAUAUGCAGGUUCCAGAAACCGGGGGAAGCAGAAGCAGCAUUUGCUUCCACCGAUACAGCAACUGUAAUAAGAACAUUUUUGACUACUCUAAAGCCAGAACCUUUAGUUAUACCCACUGAAAUGGGUAUGGACACGUUGUUCAAAGCUCCACUACCACCAUUGCCUUCUUGGCUCACCCAGCAAGAUAUAAAUUACUACGCCUCUAAAUUCGAAAAAUCUGGCUUCACCGGGGGAUUGAACUACUACCGAGCCAUGGACAUGAGUUGGGAGCUGACAGCACCAUGGACAGGAGCAGAAGUUAGAGUGCCGGUCAAGUUCUUGGUUGGCGAUCAGGACCUGACUUACCAUUUUCCUGGAGUGAAGGAGUUCAUAGAGAGCGGUGGGUUCAAGAAGUUUGUUCCACUUCUAGAAGAAGUUGUGGUGAUGGACGGAGUCGGGCACUUUCUUAACCAAGAAAAGGCUGAUGAAUUCAGCCAGCAUGUUUACGACUUCAUCUCCAAGUUCUAAUUAAAAAUAUUGUACUUCUCUCUUGUUGUACUACUAUUUGAAUGAACAAAAAUGCCUGAGUUCUCUCCGAAUUAUAAACUUUUGCUUGUUUCUAUGAAACUGUGUUAGCAUAUUGGGAAUCCUACAAUGAGGAAUUGUGCGUGUGUGUACCCACUCGUAGAUUAUUUUGUUGGAUGAGAGGGGCUGGACCAUGACGACGCUGUUCUCUGGAAAUCUCUCUUAGGUUUUCAGAGUCACACACAACAUUUAUGAAGUUGAAGGUGUUGGGCUCACACAAGUUAUAGGUUUCUCGAAUCAUAUCAAAACACAUCAAAAUGUUCUUUACCGGAAACAUUAAAUUAAAUGGAACAAACAUGUGAUCAAGGUUUACGCUGGGCGCUCGCGGGAAUGGAGCCUAGUGCAGAG